Eufriesea mexicana is the source of this 525-nucleotide messenger RNA. RefSeq names its product trafficking protein particle complex subunit Trs33 (gene Trs33). Bases 1 to 525 code for a protein of 174 amino acids. NCBI's taxonomy places the organism in Eukaryota, Metazoa, Arthropoda, Insecta, Hymenoptera, Apidae. Gene Ontology annotation, biological process: endoplasmic reticulum to Golgi vesicle-mediated transport; regulation of GTPase activity. Gene Ontology annotation, cellular component: cis-Golgi network; TRAPP complex; trans-Golgi network. The record is from RefSeq and is a predicted model, not a curated record. The transcript has 2 exons.
AUGAGACAACAAAUUGAUACAAAAAUUAAUUCUCAUAUAUCCGGAGAAGCUGAUGAAUGCCUUUUCGAAUAUUUACAUGCUGAAAUGGUUAAUUAUGUUCUUGAUAAAUCAUAUAAAACUAAGGAAGGGGAAGAAGAACUGUCUCGACUAGAGUGGAUGGGCUUCAGUGUUGGCUAUAGAAUCAUUGAACGAUUGACCCGAGAAUGGAAUCGAUUUAAAGAUGAACUGGAUAUGAUAAAAUUUAUCUGUACUGAUUUUUGGACCAGUCUUUAUCAUAAACAAAUUGAUAAUUUAAGAACAAAUCAUCAUGGUGUAUAUGUAUUACAAGAUAACUCAUUUCGGUUGUUGGAGAAAGUAGGUACCAAUAGUAAUAAACAAUAUCUUCAAGAAAGCCCACGUUUAUUGACAUUUACUUGUGGACUUUUAAGAGGAAGUUUAGCAAAUCUUGGAAUUAUUAGUACUGUUAAUGCAGAGAUUUCUACAUUACCAAGUUGUAAAUUUCAUGUACAAGUUCAAAGAAUUUAA